Polypterus senegalus (gray bichir) is the source of this 1440-nucleotide messenger RNA. Its product is annotated as carcinoembryonic antigen-related cell adhesion molecule 1-like. Gene Ontology annotation, molecular function: transmembrane signaling receptor activity. The transcript has 13 exons. Gene Ontology annotation, biological process: cell surface receptor signaling pathway. Lineage: Eukaryota; Metazoa; Chordata; Cladistia; Polypteriformes; Polypteridae. Bases 1 to 1038 code for a protein of 345 amino acids. The record is from RefSeq and is a predicted model, not a curated record.
AUGGCUGGUGCUUCUUCUCCAGAUCUCGAGGGGCUCAGGUAUCACCCAAAGGCCACACUGACACUGCCAAGUCAGAGAGACGUGGUGUACAUUGGAGACACGAGGGAAUGUGACAUACAGGGGAGUCCAAUUAAAGAUGUCACUGGACAAACAUACACCAUCCAGUCUGUGACUCAGUCUGACAGUGGAGCAUACUGGUGCAAAGCUGACAGAAAUGAUCCUACUCAUCACUUACAGAACAGUAAUGCUGUUACUCUGAGUGUUAAAGAGCUGUUCACCAAGCCCUCCCUGACAGUCCACCCCAGUACCACAUUGUGGCAAGGGGACAGUGUGACCCUGAGGUGUCAGUCUGAGAGUCUAUUGCAGGGGACACAACUGAGAUACAAAUUCUACAGAGACGAGGAACCUGUGAGUCAAAGAGCUUCAGAGUCGGAGUUCACAAUUCCUUCAGCUCGACCAGAGAAGUCCGGCAGUUACUGGUGUGAGGUGGAGGAAGAAGGGAAGAAGACUGAGAAGAAAACAAGUGAGCGAGUGCAGGUGACCGUGAGAGCAUCCAGUCUCCCUAUUAUUUUAGGCUGUGUUGGAUCCUUUCUGUUUCUUUUGAUACUUCUGCUCUUCGUAUAUCACAAGACUCGAGGUUUGCCGUGCUUUGAGAGUAAAACGGCCAGGAGAAAAGAUAAAAGAAUGGAUGUGAAUACCCCAGGCGGAGGGGCUGUCCAGAUGGAGGCAAUAAAUGAGAAGGGAUCAAAAACAGAAGUGUUUUAUUCUGAGCUGGUGAACAUUCCCAAAACUAAGAAAAAAGGAAUGCCCCCUGUGAACAGCAGCCCUGCUGCAGUGUAUUCUGAAGUUAAAGUCCAUCAAGGUGGUUCUACUGCAUCUAACUGUGACGUCCUCUAUUCAGAAAUCAUAAAAGGAAAAACAAAUGAAAAACAAGGGAAAAUGCUGUCAAAUUCCCCACAAGUUGUGUACUCUGGCAUGAAAUUCAAGAAUUCUUCAGGUGCUUCCCCAGCUGCUUCUUCCUUUUCUCUUUAUGAAUAAAUUCUCACAUGAAACAAGAAGAAGUAACACAAGGAGGCAUCUGGUGUCACAUCAAUGAGCCCUCAGGGUCUUCUGUGGGCUCACUUCUGCUUUUGAAAGUGGCCUCUUCUCAACUGCAUUGAAGAUGAACUGCCGUCCCUUCCUGCGUUGGUUCCUCACUCUCUCUGGCUUGCUAUGGACCCUGUGAUGUGCAAAGAAAGUUUAAAAAAUGAAUAUGAGUUGUGAUUUUAUACUUUUUAAAAUAUUUGUUAUGCUUUUAGCUUUACAGUUAAUCAUUUUGAGCUUCUCAUUAACCUUGUAUGCCAUGAAAUAUGCUUAUAAACAGUAUGUAUAACAUAAAAUAAUUUAAACUGUUGCCUUUAAAAGUGCAUAUUAAUUUAAAUGAUGUACUUUAUUUUUAUG